AUGGAAGCCCACCUCCGCCUCUCCGCAGCCGCAGCCGAGUUCCCAGUUAUCUCGUUCGGCACGGGCUCUCUAGUCCGCCUGCCAGGUCCCACAAUCACCCAGCCGAAUGUGUACAGCUUCAACACGACCUCCUACAACCAGAUGUGGGAAGAGCUGGCCAGCAAAGACGAGCGCCUGUACCGCUCAAACGGUAUCUUGAACAUGCUUGACCGCAACCGCAAUUUGAAAUGGGGUCCCGAGCGCUUCCAGGAUUGGGUGCCCGGUCUGCCGCGUGUGGACCAUGUCUCCAAGGGUGACAAGGGCGCGCUCGGCACGGAAGCCGGUGUCGUCGAUGUGAUCAUCACCUGUGAAGAACGAUGCUGGGAUGCUGUCGUCGACGACUUGAUGAACAAGGGGAAUAAUCUCAACCGACCUGUUCAUGUCUUCAACGUCGAUAUCAAGGAUAACCACGAAGAGGCCCUGUUGGGAGGCAAGGCAAUUCUCGACCUGGCCAAUGCUCUCAAUGAAGCGGCUGUUGAGCAGCGGGCGGUGCAUGGGUCUGGGGGCUGGGAGAAUGGUACUGGUGCCGCGCGCCAGAGCUUCGAUGAGCGUGUUCCGGAUAUUCUGGCGAAUUGGCAGGAGAAGAAUCCUAACCUGCCUGCUUUGUGGACGCUUGCUUGGUUGUAG
Molecule: messenger RNA, 666 nt
Organism: Penicillium atrosanguineum
Lineage: Eukaryota; Fungi; Ascomycota; Eurotiomycetes; Eurotiales; Aspergillaceae
Gene: ssuA
Product: RNA polymerase II subunit A C-terminal domain phosphatase
Exons: 1
Coding region: 1-666 (221 amino acids)
Biological process (GO): termination of RNA polymerase II transcription
Cellular component (GO): mRNA cleavage and polyadenylation specificity factor complex; nucleus
Molecular function (GO): RNA polymerase II CTD heptapeptide repeat phosphatase activity
Source: RefSeq, a predicted model, not a curated record